ACGGGGUACCUGAAUUCCGGGGACAAACAUUUCUACUUUGCUUACUUCGAAUCACGCUCGAAACCAAAAGAUGAUCCCCUUGUCCUUUGGCUCAAUGGAGGACCUGGAUGUUCGAGCAUGACAGGUCUUUUCAUGGAAUUGGGCCCGUGCACGGUGAACGAAGACGGCGAGUCAGCUCGAGAGAAUCCCCACAGUUGGAUCAGCGCUGCCAAUGUUUUCUUUCUAGAUCAGCCAAUUGGUGUAGGAUUUUCUUACCAUACCAAUGAUUCGUAUCAUGGUGGAAAAGGUGGCACUUUUGCAGCCAGCGAGGACAUCUACGCCUUCAUGAGACUGUGGUACAAGGCGUUUCCAGAGUCGAGGUCACUGCCAUUCUCCAUUGCCGGAGAGUCUUACGGAGGUCAGCACUCUCCGCCUGUAACCCGACUUUUGCUAACAAACUAG
Messenger RNA from Hyaloscypha bicolor E, 441 nucleotides. RefSeq names its product alpha/beta-hydrolase. The record is from RefSeq and is a predicted model, not a curated record. Gene Ontology annotation, biological process: proteolysis. The transcript is spliced from 2 exons. Gene Ontology annotation, cellular component: fungal-type vacuole. Lineage: Eukaryota; Fungi; Ascomycota; Leotiomycetes; Helotiales; Hyaloscyphaceae. Gene Ontology annotation, molecular function: serine-type carboxypeptidase activity. The annotation marks the transcript as partial.